This is a messenger RNA of Drosophila teissieri, 4678 nucleotides long. It is a transcript of the gene nwk, whose product is annotated as protein nervous wreck. The transcript is spliced from 11 exons. Gene Ontology annotation, biological process: regulation of actin filament polymerization; neuromuscular synaptic transmission. Gene Ontology annotation, cellular component: neuromuscular junction; recycling endosome. Gene Ontology annotation, molecular function: protein binding. Bases 193 to 3447 code for a protein of 1084 amino acids. The record is from RefSeq and is a predicted model, not a curated record. NCBI's taxonomy places the organism in Eukaryota, Metazoa, Arthropoda, Insecta, Diptera, Drosophilidae.
CAAACGUCGUGAAAAUCGAAAUCGAUAAGUAAGCAACGGAUUUUAGCUGCCCAGAAAAAGUCCACAAAUUUCGGUGAAAACCCAGCGAUAAGAGCCCCAAAAAUUGCUAGAGGUAAUGUAACGCCAUUAGUUCGGAGCUAAAAUAGAAAAAAGCAAUUUGUAGAGUGACCCGAUUGCCGUAGAAAAAGCCCCAUGAUGCAGCCGCCGCCGCGAAAGGGAAACUAUGUGAAGUUCCUAAAGAAUUUGCACACGGAGCAGGUGGCCAAGCUGCAGCUGAAGAACCAGCAUGAGUGCGACCUCUUGGAGGACAUCCGGCAGUUCACCAUCAAGCGCUCCGCCGUCGAGAAGUCGUACAGUGAGUCGCUGCUCAAGAUCUCGUCGCAGUAUCUCAACAAGAAGAUACCCAAUAUACCAGAUAUCAAGAUGGAUGGCAUGGAGGAGCGCUGGAACAUGUGGAGCGUUUGGCGCACUGUGCUCGAGGAGAAUGAGAAACUGGCUCGCGCCAGAUUGGCCGCUAUAGAGGUGUUCCAACAGCAAAUCGCCGAUGAGGCCAAGGUUCUGCGGGACUAUAAGUUGGCCAUAGCCAAGCGCUCGCUAUCCGGAAUUGUCAAUGUGCAGAAGGAACUCCACCUGAGCGUGGGUGAUGUGGACAAGACCAAGAAAUCAUACUUUGACGAAGAGCAUUGUGCCCACGAUGUGCGGGACAAAGCCCGCGACAUCGAGGAGAAGCUCAAGAAGAAGAAGGGCUCCUUCUUUCAAUCAAUCACGUCGCUGCAGAAGAACAGCGCCCGGGUCACAUCGCGCAAGGAGCUGCUGGAGGAGAAGUCCUCCGGCGCCCGGAAUGACUACGUGCUCAGCUUGGCGGCGGCCAACGCCCAUCAGAAUCGCUACUUCACCGUCGAUCUGCAGACCACGAUGACCACCAUGGAGAACUAUGUCUUCGAGCGGGUUGCCGAGUACCUGAUGUUGAUGGGCCGCACAGAGCUGUUGACUUGCUCGGCUACGCAGAACAGCUUCGGGAAGAUCCGCGACCAGGCGCAGCAGUUGACCCGGGAGUACAACCUGCAGUGCUGCUACCUGUUCUAUCCGGUGCUGAAGCAGCACAUCCAAUACGACUUCGAGGCGUGCGACAACGAUCCGGUGCGCAAGGUGACCGCGGAGCACGAGUCCGCCGCCGAGACGCUAACCAAGGAGGCCAAGAAUCUGGCCGGCAGAGUGGUCAAGGAGAAUGCCUCGAUCCGGGAGAAUGCCAAGAAGCUGGCGCUGUGCCAGUCGCUGCGAGACUCCGGCCAGCGCACCGAUCCCAACGAUCCCAAUGGACCGGAUCUGGACACCAAGAUCGAGGAGUUCCGCGAUCAAAUCCGUCGGUCCGAGACGGAGAAGACAAAGGCGGAGGCAUGCUUGCAGUGCCUGCGCGAUGGCGGCAUCAACGUGGACGAGUGGGUGCAGGAGGCCGAGAUCAUGGGGGUGCAGGAGCUGACGCGUUCGGCCAGUUCCAUUUCGAUGCGCACCGACGCCUCUGGCCAGGGCGAGAAUCCCAGUUCGGAUUCCUUCUACGACAGCGACAAGGAGGAGACCCAGGCUCAGGCAUCUGCCCAAACGAAGCCCAAGCAGGAGCAGCAGCUAUCCAGGGAUCGCACCUUCAGCGACAGUGAGGACGAGCCCGAAGUGCGUACUUCAACUGCGGCCACUUCUUCGGCAGCUGCUGCCUCCUCAUCGAUGAUGGCCAGUAGCGCUGGUGGCUGGGAUGAUCCCACUGAGGUCAACUGGGGCGCUGCCGAGGAGGAGGAGGACAAGGACGAACCGAUUGUCCCGGAGCCCAAGGAGGCGAUCUUCAAGUGCACUGCACUCUACAGCUAUACAGCCCAGAAUCCUGACGAGCUCACCAUCGUCGAAAAUGAACAACUCGAGGUGGUUGGCGAGGGCGACGGCGAUGGUUGGCUGAGGGCCCGCAACUAUCGCGGCGAGGAGGGCUACGUGCCGCACAAUUAUCUGGACAUCGACCAGGAGACAGCGGGCAGCGCCUUUAAUGGUACUUCAGGCAAUCAAUUGCGCUCUCAAAUCUCAUUCUCAUCUGUCGAUUAUACCGUUGACAAUGAAGAUCAGACAGUGGACUCGAUGCAAUCGCCCGACCAGGUCUCGGUCAUCAUGGCGCCCCAGAAGCGUGUCAAAUCGGACGUGGAGUGGUGCAUCGCGCUGUACGACUACGACGCCACCGCCGAGGAUGAGCUCACCUUCGAGGAGGGCGACAAGAUCAAGAUCAUCACCAAGACCGCCCAUGGCGUCGACGAUGGCUGGUGGGAGGGCGAGCUGGAUGGCAAGUUCGGCAACUUCCCCUCGCUGGUCGUCGAGGAGUGCGACGAGUUGGGCGAACCGCUCAGCGAGGGUGGCGACGAGUCACCUCCGCCCACCGCAGCGCCCACUUUCGCACUGCCCCCCGCUCCGGCCCUGCCGCCAGAGUACGCCCACGAACUGGAACUGGAGCUCACUGAGGACAUGUUCGGUUCUCAGGACACGGCAGAUGAGGAUAGCGGCUAUAUACCCAACGGCGCUGCUGCCCCGAGUAUGCCUCCGCCAGGCCAGAAAGAAAGCCAAACCACUGCCAAGAAGGUACUCAUCCAAGAGCCUGGCAUGGAGGACGAUCUCAGUGACGAUGGGCAGCCGCCGCCCCAACUAGCGAAGGCGGGCGGAUCCGCUCCUGGAGCUGGGAGCAAGGUCGAAAAGGGGGCGGCGGCAGGUGGCGCCAACACGCUGAACUUAGGUAUGGCACAAAUAAUUGUUACCGCUGCAACCCCCAUGGUUGAAGACGGUGCCGAUAAAUCUUUCCCACCAGUAGGCGAGAGCGAUGCGCAGCCGGAGGAGCAGGUGUCCAAGGAGCCGCCGGCGGAGGUGGCCAAAAAGCCAGAUAUUGCGCCCAAGCCGCUGGCCAAGGUGGCGCCACAGAGUGCGCCGGCCAAAGAAGGUAAUGCCGGAGUGCGGCCCGUGGUGAGCAUUACACUGACCGAGUAUCCAUCCUGUGAUGCAGAGGACCAACAGUCCUUCUCGGAGGGCACCGAUUCGGCUUCGGUGGCCGAUGUGCCGGUCCUGCAGGACGCGGAGGAUCCAUUCAACGAGAAGGCCAAGGGCGAGUCUGGCGGCGGCGAAUCGGGAUUUGAGGCCAACUUUGAGGCCAACUUCGAUGCCAACUUUGAUGACGCCUUUGCCGGAAACGGUGGAGGUGGGGGCGGUGGAGGCGGAGGUGGGGAGCAGUCCAACGACUUGGACAUCAACGGAGAGGCAGCAGGAGAAGCAGGAUCUGGAUCUGCGGCUGGCGAGGAGGAUAUUGAGGCACCCAAGCAGGUGGUCGGUGGGCGAGCUAGCAUACCCGAGGAAUUGGACUCAAAUCAAUUGGCACACUACCAUGAGCAUGAUAUAUACUAUGUAGACUAUAGCCACGGACAGUUAUAGAGCGGAUGAGCGGAACACCACAGCCACAACCACAACCAAAUCCCACAACACUCGAAAGCAUUUUGAUCUCACACUCAUCAUCCCACAACCUAUCCAACAAAUCCAAACACACAGAUGAUAUAGCCAGACUCAGACGGACUAGCAACUUCUCGAUCGGGUGGCGGAUGUAGAUUGUAGCAAACCCUAUCCAAUUGGAAUUCCCUAUUCCUAUCAAAGGAAAAGGGAUUUCUUUCGGCCGCCCGAUUUAAAAUACAACGACACAAUAGCAGGAUAUAGAAUAUAUGUACUUAAUUCAGUAUUUCAGGUGGGGAUCCCUCUCCCAACUUCACGUACAGCGCUCAAAUUGUGUACAUCCAUUUGAACACUUCUUCUGACUGCCUCUGGGGUUAUAGUUAGACAUCAACUGGGCCUUCAUAAACAAAAACCACCAUACGAUAUAUUAUAACUAUAUAAAUAUAUACAUAAUUAUGUUAGUUUGUAAUGUGUUAUACCCUCAGACGCGUAUGGAAUACAUUACGAGUAUAUAUAAAUGGCAUAUUGUAACGUUUUGAAAGACAAUUACUUAUGUAGCACUCAGACACGGGUCUUCGAAUAUCAGCAUCCACAACUAAUCGAGCAAUAAUAUGUAUAUAUAUCUAAGUAAAUUAGAGAAUCCAGUUUAGCAGCAUUAAGUUAGCCAUUCGCUUGAACUUGCCGCCAACAAAAGCCAAUCAACUUCAAUGUCAAUUCAGUUGGAUUUCUUUACCGCUUCUGUUCGCUCCACUUAGUCUUAGGAUCCCUGCACAUUAUAGUAAAUCAAUCAAUCGAAGCCGAUGACGAAUGUAUUCGAGUCGUACGAGCGGAUCCGGCAGAUAUAUAUUGUUGUAAUUGUAUGCAAAACACUAGCCUAAUUAGUUAAAUGUUUUCCGUGUCUAGUCAAAUGGUCUAAGUUAAUGUUGGAUGCCAGAAAGAAGAUAUUUGAAAUUAGUAAUACCUAAAAGCCUACUCAAUGCGAUACUUUGUUUGCGAUACUCGAAUAGAAAAAGUAAAGUUCAUAACUCACCAAUUGGAUAACUUCAUAUACACAUAACCGAUAUUACCGAACAUACAUAGAUAACAACAACAAUGAUGAAAACCCAAUAUAAGUAAUUGUAUGUAAUUUUUGACCCCGCCCAGUGAGUUAAUCAAUGUUUUAAGUCAUAGUUUAAAAACCUUCUGUUCGAACAACUAACAAAUAAAAUUUCCACUUUAA